Molecule: messenger RNA, 6133 nt
Organism: Pungitius pungitius (ninespine stickleback)
Lineage: Eukaryota; Metazoa; Chordata; Actinopteri; Perciformes; Gasterosteidae
Product: RING finger protein 145-like
Exons: 12
Coding region: 286-2502 (738 amino acids)
Cellular component (GO): endoplasmic reticulum; endomembrane system
Molecular function (GO): zinc ion binding
Source: RefSeq, a predicted model, not a curated record
CGGGACGAGCUACAUCGCGCAUGCUCAGUACAUCAUCCUCCUCGGUUACUUUGUGGUAAUGGCUGCGAGGCGAGAUGAGCGGAUCGGCCGCAUCCUUUAAGCGUGAGGCGCUUCCAUCGAGAGGACCGUUACCUCGGGCGGCGCCGAGUUAAAAUGGUCGAUAUCCGACCGGAAAAGCAUCCCAAAACCGUUGUACACAUUGCGAACAUCUUCAAAUUGCGCCAGCUGUUCCCAUCUUGUCUUAGAGGUCAGUUCUGCCUGCUGAUCAGAGGUUAAGCUGAGGCCAUGGCAGUGAAGGACCGCGUUGAGUCGGUGCUCAAUGUGGGGCUGCGUGUUCCCAGCAUCAUGCUGCUGGAUGUCCUGUACCGCUGGGACGUCAGCUCCUUCUUCCAGAAGAUCCAGCGUUCCAGCCUGUCCAACAACCCCCUGUUCCAGUACAAAUACCUGGCCCUGUACCUGCACUACGUAGGUUACAUCCUGAGCCUGGUACUCUUGACUCUGCCUCGUCAACACCUGGUUAAACUCUAUUUGUAUGUCCUCACGGCUCUGCUGCUGUUCGCAGGUCACCAAGUCUCAAGGGAUUAUGUCCGCAGUGAACUGGAGUCUGGCUUCGAAGGACCUGUGUACCUGGAACCUCUCUCCAUUAAUCGAUUUACCACUGCACUCAUUGGUCAGCUGGUGGUGUGUACGCUGUGUUCCGGUGUGAUGCAGACCAAGAGGAUUUGGCUUUUCUCUGCUCACCUCCUCCCUCUGGUGGCCCGACUGUGUCUGGUCCCACUGGAGACCAUCGUUUUCAUCAAUAAGUUCUCAAUGAUUUUCACUGGGCUGGAGGUCAUCUACUUCCUGGCAUCUAACUUGUUGGUACCGUACAACCUGGCCAAGACGGCCUACAGGGAGCUGGCCCAGGUGGUGGAAGUGUAUGGGCUGCUUGCUCUGGGUAUUUCUCUCUGGAACCAGCUAGUCCUACCAGUACUCUUCAUGUGUUUCUGGCUACUGCUGUUCGCAUUGCAGAUCUACUCGUACUUCAGCACCAGAGACCAGCCUACCUCAAGGGAGAGGCUCCUUUUCCUCUUUCUCACUAGUAUUGCAGAAUGUUGUAGUACACCAUAUUCCCUUUUGGGUCUGGUUUUCACCGUCUCUUUCAUUGCUCUGGGAGUUCUUACACUCUGCAAGUUCUACCUGCAAGGUUACAGAGCCUUCAUGAAUGACAACACCAUGCACAGGGGGAUGACGGAAGGCAUCACGCUACUGAUCCUCGCUGUCCAGACUGGCCUCAUCGAGCUCCAGGUCAUCCACCGAGCCUUCCUCCUCUCUAUCAUCCUCUUCAUUGUCGUUGCGUCUAUCCUGCAGUCCAUGCUGGAAAUAGCCGACCCCAUAGUCCUGGCUCUGGGAGCGUCAAGAGACAAGAGUUUGUGGAAGCACUUUAGAGCGGUGUCUCUGUGUCUGUUCCUGCUGAUCUUUCCGGCCUACAUGGCUUACAUGAUCUGUCAGUUCUUCCACAUGGACUUUUGGCUACUCAUCAUCAUCUCCUCCUCCAUCCUCACAUCACUGCAGGUUCUUGGCACUCUGCUCAUCUACAUUCUCUUCAUGGUUGAAGAGUUUCGUAAGGCUCCGGUGGAGAACAUGGAUGAAGUCAUUUACUGUGUCAAUGGGACGUACAGAUUUCUGGAGUUCCUGGUGGCGGUGUGUGUCGUGUGCUACGGUGUGUCGGAGACGGUGUUUGGGGAGUGGAGUGUGAUGGGCAGCACCAUCAUCCUGGUCCACUCGUAUUACAACGUCUGGCUCAGAGCCCAGCUGGGCUGGCAGAGCUUCCUUCUCAGGAGAGAUGCUGUGAACAAGAUCAAAAGCCUCCCCACGGCCAGCAACACCCAGCUGGAGCAGUACAACGACAUAUGUGCUAUCUGUUACCAGGACAUGAACAGCGCUGUGAUCACCCCAUGCAGUCAUUUCUUCCACGCUGGCUGUCUGAAGAAAUGGCUGUAUGUCCAGGAGACCUGCCCCCUCUGUCACUCGCAACUCAAGAGCCUAUCACCCACCACCAACCAAGACGCCCCUGCAGCCAAUCAGAGCCCCGCGGGCCCAGAGGAGGCCCCGGCCGUCAAGAAGGCGAAUGAGGAGGGAACAGCCGAGCAGGGGGGAGUUAACGGACCUGCCUCGCCAGCUGGAGAAACUGCCUCCUCGUCCGGUGUGGAGUCUACUCCCCAGAACCUGGCCAAGACUCCACCUUCCUCUUCAACUGGGGAACUAGUGACUGAAUCUCUGACGCGGUCGCUCACAUACGGCGCUGCUUCGUCUUCCACUUCCUCCUCUGCCACAUUGGACCUGCUCCCCUCUCAGCAGGCCCGGGCGGAGAUGACCCCCGCUGAACCUGACCCCGCCCCUCAAUUAAACCGAGGCUUCUUACUGGACAGAAAGCAGUCGCCUAGUGUUCCAUCAUCACAGUUUGACCAUCCCACCUCCCCUCCCUCCGAGGCACAGUCUCCUCCUUCAUGCAGCCUUUGAGCCUCAUUGUAACGCACACACAACACAACAUACGUUCAUGCACAUGUAAACACACAACCUAAAGACUCCACCUGAUAAUAGGGUUACAAAAAAAGGUUGAGACUCUCCAUGGGAAUUAACAAGUUACGGAAUAAUUAACUUAUUACAGCAGUGAAAGUAGGAUCUACAGUGUUUACAACUCGGGGGUGGGACGGACUGGCAAAUUGAGUGAGUUGAGACUUUAAUAAUAUCAUACAUUAAAGUAAUUACUGCAAAUAAGAGGCUCAGCAAUUAAAACAUAGUUCAAAACGAGAUGUUUGAAAUGCAGCACAUGUAUUUCUUUGCAGAGGAUGUAGCUAGCUAUUGUUAACUACUUUUUUUUUUUCAACCCAACCUAAAAUUUCAAAUGAAAGUAUUCCUCCAUCACAUGUAUUGUUCUCAACUAAAUUUAAGGUAAUGUUUUUUCAAAAAAGUAAACCGUCAAAAUUGCAAAAAUUCCUGAGCUUAACUUCCCAUGGACAGUUUCUCUGAGAGAAAGAUAUCCACAACGAAUCUCACCAGAUAUCCAUCAGUCCACAUACAGAAAUACAGACGAUUGUCUCUCUUUUGUUCUAGCUCACCUAAAUAUGUUCAUUUUCCAUUCAACAUAAAAAGAGGGUAACAGCAAAUUAAAUAGUUUGCAGGCCUACAUCAGGUCUAGAAGAAACCGAAGUACCAAGUCCCAGUUAGCUUCGACAUUGAUAUGAGACCAACAAUGACAUUUCUCUGAUCCUUCUUUGGCCCCUCUCCUUUCAUGGGAUGGCUGCUCCCAUCACGCCUUUUGUUUGUGAAGCGUCACUACCACUGCUGUACAUUUUUUUUAGUAUUUGCAUUUCGACUGUAGUCCUGUAUGUGCCAACAUCUAAUGAGGAAUGGGGUCAGAGGGUUAGAGCGCCUUUGCAGGCUACAGAUGAAGAGGUCUGCAGAUUUCUUACAGCUUUUGAUAAAGUUUUUGGUUUUCACUGUUGGAUGACGGUGGUUAUGUGUAUUAGUGAAUACACAGAGAAUUAGCAGGGACUGAAUGUUGUUUCGUGAGGCCGUCACGUGACCUGAAGCCCGGCGCUAAGCAGACGGUAUCCGGCGUGGUCUAUUUAAGUGUUGCAGUGUGAACAAAUCAAAGGGUUCACAUGGGAGAACUAAUUCCUUUCAUUUGUCAAGCUUUCUCCAUGAAGUAUGAAUUUCAUUCAAACUUGUUAGGCUGGUCCCAGCAAAAGAAAAAAAAAAAUCAUCGCCAAACUUUUGUAUUGCUGUUCAAGAGAUGCUAUUUUUAAGAUCAUUUUCACAUUAUGCGUUCGUCUCCCCCCUUCGUUCCUGCACCACAGAGGGGUUGCAAAUAAGGGAGCGUUGGGACCGAGGAGAGGGCUGACGUUGCAACGCGGUCGCAUCCCAACCUUCAGCGUGGGGAGAGUUUCUCUACGAGAUGCUGGACGUGGUGCAGGAGGCGAUCAUCCAUCGCUCCAUCCCGCCCCUCUUUAUAAACCAAUCCCCAUCAGAGCAGCCCAUCUCCCUCCUCCUGCUGUCACUUCACUCUGUUACUACCAGCAAAUUGAGUCACUUGAUGGGAGAGCUUUUUGUUUCUAGCACACUAUUUCUGUCAAAUCCUUUGUAGCCAGACGUGUGUGUGUGUGUGUUUGAAGAGUUUGUUGACUUCAAACUCGAGUGCCGAAUCCGGAUGCACGCUCACAUGUCGAGUUCGCACGCUGCCACCAUUACCACGGCAGUCAUUUGUUUUGUUUUUGUCCCAACGUGCACUGACCUUGCACCUACGAACCGCUGCGUGGGGUUGCAGUUGCACCAAUGUCAUUUAUACUAGCAACGCUCCAAAGCUGCUCUCUGGCUGUGAGCAACCAAAUAUCCACUGAUGUGUUUGUGUACGAGGAAACAGCCCAACCUGUUUGUGUGUAGUGUAUGUAAAUGCCACUCCGUAUUAAUUAACCCGGAGGAGUGUCGCUAUAUAAAUAAGAUCUGGGGGCGUGGCUUCCCCAAAGCUUCCCUGCGGUUCGAUGUCCUUGUGUGAACAUUUUGUUUUGGUGGAGGAAGCUUUGGGAGAAGCCGACCCUUCUGGUCCGUUAGACCCAGUGUUACGGGCUCGUCCAGUCUGCAUGACGCGUCCUCGAGCUGGUGUGAUCACUCCACUGAUAGGAGUGGGAUCAGCGCGGCGCCGACCGACAGGAGGCGCACCAGUUAGCCCUCAAAAGUAUUACUUACUACCGCUAUUACUAAAGGUCUUAUUACCAUGAAUGACUUUGCUGUUGCCGUGUGGGAAGCGUUGGCCACAGGGCAGAGAAUGAAUACAUAAUCCAUGUAGGAUCGAACCUGGCCAACGCUGUUCAACUGCGUUUGAGUUUUUAUAUAUUUUUUUCUUUUUUAAAGUAUGAAAUGUAGAGUAUGAUGUAUUUUGCACAUGUUACUCUGAAAGGAGAACAUAAGGACUUUCGGAAUUCUUGAACGAGUCAUUGUCAUUUUCUUAUCAUUGCCAUUUCUUUUCUUUUCGAAGUGCAACAAAGCACUUGAAAUGGGUACAAAGAUUCAAACCACCUCAUACACACUCGAGCUUUUCACCGUGCGGCAUUUGAACUGCGUCGAGGCGGAACCACCUGCCCUAUGAAAUGCUCCGCCAGAUCAGAACCGUCAUUGGCAUCAGCGUGUGACUUUUCAUUGUAUGACACGUUGGUAACGAGCUGACACAGAAGCCUGUCAGCUGCUCAUUCCAGCUGUCCCUUUUAUUUCGAAGGACCUGCGGUUGCCGUCACUCUCCGGGCGACGACCUGUGACACCUCUCUGUUAAACACACAAGUUGUAUAUUCUCAAACAAGGAAUAUCCAUCUUUGACCUUGUUGUUUGCAUUGCUAGGAUUUUUAGAUGUGAAACUGACUUCAUGUGAGACGCAUCAAUGACUGUUUGUUUGUUUUGGCAAGUUGUUCAUUGUGCCGAACAGACACCACCUGCCCUGCUCCACCCAUCGAGCAAACAUUUGGUUUCUACAGCAGCUCAGUUGUGAGCGUACCAAGUGUGUUACGGUCUUAAAGCGGUACAUUUGUCAUCCAUCUACACACGUGAUACGUUAUGUUCGCAUUUGAUUGACUUACUUGAUAGUUAAUCAACGUGCCGAGAUAAACUAAAUGUCCCAAUGUUUCUUGUACUGAAACCAGGAGGAACGACCACACCUGAAGUCAAUCUCUCAUCUGAAAUCCAGAUGUUUCUUGAACUCAUCAAGAUACUUUGCAAAAUUGACCACAUACCCCUGAAAAUGUUGACAAAGAAUCUAUAGCGGCCAAAGAGCUAUCUGACUGCAUAUUUCUUUUUGAAAUGCAUGGGUUGUGCAUUUUAGAAGGAGACAGGAAACUGCUGUCCGUCAUGUUGCCUCUGACUAACUAAUGACAGUUGGUCGUGUUUAGGGCUCCGCUGACCGAGAUGCUCGGCAGAGAUUUGUUCAUUUCUUUUAGUCUGAUACAUCUUUUUUUUUUUUUUUUUUUCACGUUCACAUCUCGGACCUGCUGGGUGAGACUGAAUGGCAGUCGCAUUCCACGGAGGGUUUCUGUGCCUGGCAUUGCCUUUGGUUAUUUUACAAAAAAAUGAAUGUCAGAAAUAAAAAUGAACCAUCCACUCUGGA